UGUAAAUGUGUUUCAGACAGGUGCACUGCAUACACUGAACAAGUCAAGGUCCUUAACAUUUUAUACAGAAGGUUCUUUAUAUGAAUGUAGAAAUGUAGAGCGAGAAGAUGACUGUUUUCACAUCCUCCUCUGCCUAGAUUUUAUGUUGUACAUUACACACAAUGCCUUGCUCCAGAACCACUGCACCUUAGUGAUUAAUAAAGUGUUCUACUUCCAUGCUGCAGAACGUUAGGGUGCUACAACCUCUGUCACUUUAAGCUUCUCCAGGAACACUCAGGGAACUAGCCUGUUGCCAUCUGCCGGACACACUGGUGUGUUUGUAGGUAUGGGUAUCACAGCAAUGCCCCUAGUUGAAGCAUUUGAUAAAACUCACAGUGCAAGAUCAGGUUGCACCCGGAAAUAUGUCAUUUGAAGACAGGUGAGAAAUGAACAGGGAAUGCAGAGAAAAUAACUUUUUUUUUUUUUUUUUAUACUACUCGGGACAGUUCAAGGACACUGCUCAGAGCUUUCAUGUGACAGCUCCAGCAGCCUUUCGCUCCAUACUGUCACAGCCUGUCUCAGAGAAAAACGUGCCUCCAGGCCUCUUUUUGCUUCUCUCAGAGGCCUGGAAGAUUGAGCCUAGGUUCAGAAAAAGAAACCAGGAGCUAGGCUUUCUAAAGGGUUUGGCAGCCACUGUCACUUAGAUGUCUCACCUCUGCAGCAGAGCUUUUAAAAACGUGCAUGCUGAUAGACUCAAAGCCAUGUUCCACGUGCAUCCACAGGGGAGCCUUUGCAAUGAAAUAAAGUACAAAGCCUGCUUAAUGAAAAUAGACUAGACACCAUAGCAGUGAUACCCUUUGUCACGUAUAAGGAUAUUCAAAUUACAGGGAUUCUUCCAGGAACACGUAAUUUUCCCAAGGGUACAUGUAAGUACCCUUGGGAAAUAUUCUAUACCUCAGUAGGCAAAAAAUAUUACUGCAGCAUUGUGUCCAUCAGUGAAGAUAAAGAGCCUCUUGUACCAGGGAAGCUACUUCUUCAAAAUACCUAUAAUAUAUAAAAACAGUAAACCCUUUUUGUCAGUGAUUGUUGGGCUCAGUGCUUUAUUUCUUUAGGAAAGGAACUGCUUCCUAGGAAAGACAUAGGUGUUUUUCAUGAAAUUCCAGCUCAGUAUAAAGGACUUUGUUGCAUAGUAAGAAAGUUGCAAUAUAGCAAGCAAAAAACUGCAAGCUGUCAGUGCUGGGUUGCAUAGCUGUGUGGGGAAGCCAGGUGCACAGCAAUGGUGAGAGGAAGAGAGGCACAAGUGGCUCAGAGGAUGCCAGCUGCCAUCCCAAUGGCACAGAAGGGACACAUGCCCCUGCCCUGGGCAGCCUGCUCAAAAAGCUGUCAGUGUGGUCUGCUCAAGGUGUCUUUCUUUCCAUGUUAUGUGAAAAGAGUCACCAUCCCACCCCUAGCUGAUGCUACCACAUCAUGACAGCUGACAGUUGUCACAGCUUAGCGUGCUGCUGCUCUUUAGCUUCUGCCUGCUUCAUUCUGUCUUUUUCAUUUAUUUAAUUAUUUUUAAUGCUUUUCUAAGUCUCUGUUAUGGCUUGGAAAUCCAGAGCGAUCUUCUGUCCUCUGCAAGUCCAUAAAAGAUGUAUUCUGUUCAGAUUUCGAAACAACCCAUCAGAGAUUAAAUGAUAAUAGGUUUAUUUAGAGCCUGAAGGAAUUUCCUUAUCAUGUAUGAUGCAACAGCACAUGGGAGAUUAAAUCCCAGAAUACCUUUCAAGCCUAUUUUUAAUUUGUCCUCAAACGAGCCCUGCUUUUAUUAAAGACUUUCCAAAGGAGUAGAAUAGAGCAUUCUCUGUCAUUUUCUGAAAUGACUUUAAGCACUGAGCUGCAUCUACAUUUUCUCAAGCAGUGCUUAUUACAAAAUAUGUGAAGAAAUACAACAUGAGUGAGCCUGAUACUCAGUUGUGAGUUUAAAAGGCUUUACACAGGCAUCACAAGUGUAUCAAACCUGCAGUGGGACUUUUUUAGUCUGCUCUUCUGAUCCAAACAUCACCUGUAGAGACGUGCAGGAACUUUGCAACUCUGCAAAGCAGCAGAUGCAGAGCGGAUGUGGGGCGACCAAGACACCACACAGAAAAACCACUUCCAUGGCGGGCAGCCAGACCCCACCUUGGCUGCUGGCAACUGGCAUGGGCAGCUAUCCCUGGCUGAUCCCUUCCAGCAGAAGGCUGCCAGUGGCACCUAGAAAAGGGCUCUGGUGAAAAAUACCUACCAGAAGAGGAUCGACGGGGCAGCUGAAAGCUGUCAAGUCGUAUGCCACCACUGACACCCCUGCAGCUCUUGUCACUGUGCAGCUGCUUAGUUGCGUUGGACAGGAGAUAGACGAUUGAUAAAUUGAGUUGUAGAUUUGGGCAUCUCUGGAUGUUUUCCUGCUGUCCAGAUAAAUUCAGUUUUCACGUUGAAGGAGCUCCUUUUUCUCAGCAGGACGACCUCAGCCAUUAAGGAAAGGGCGAGCUCCCUUCGACCUCUCGGGGCAGCCAUUACCAGCAGUAGAGCACAGGCCCGAGCCCUGGCUGCCUGAUUCCGCCCAGGGAAACCAGGGACGGGAAAAUCCGUGGCGCUGCCAAACGGAGCCGGCACGACGGGGCUGCCCGCGGGAGCGGCCUCCAGAGGGAGCCGCGCGCAGCCGAGUGCGCGGAAGCCACCAAUUCGCUUGGGCGGGUUUGCCAUGUUACGCCGUUAUGGAGGACGGGCCUUGAGAGCUGCGCACGGACUCGAAACGCGGGCAGUUAGCGGUGGGCUUAAGCAUCAGAUUCCUCUGCCGACACCUCCGUCACGUCGGCAGCACGCGCAGCUCCGGCCCUCGCGCUGAGGGAAGAGCCCGGCAGCCGCAGGGAGCCGCCCGCCGCCCCGCCCGGCGCCGGCCAUUGGCCGCGAGCAGCCAUUACUCCCGCGGGCGGCGGUGGGGGGCCGGACUUCAUCGUCGCCGCGGCGGCAGCGGCAGGAGAAUACAUGACUUGCUGAAAAGAGAGAAAAUGCUAUGCUGGGGUUACUCAUCUUUUGGACAACCUGGGAUAGGUAGCAACCUCCAGGUCAUCAUUCCCGAACCCCAGGUGUAUGGAUUCAUUCACGACAGAAAUGUCAAGGAGGUGGCAUGUGGAGGAAACCACUCGGUGUUCCUGCUGGAAGAUGGGGAAGUGUACACCUGUGGCUUGAACACCAAAGGCCAGCUGGGGCACGAGAGUGAAGGAAGCAAGCCAGAACUAAUUGGAGCCCUGGCAGGGCAGCACAUAGUGCACGUGGCCUGCGGAGAGUCCCACAGUGUGGCACUCAGUGACCAGGGCCAGGUCUUCUCCUGGGGCGCAGGCAGCGAUGGACAGCUGGGCCUCACCACGAUUGAAGAUGCAGUGACAGUACCAAGGCUGAUAAAGAAACUGAACCAACAGACCAUACUGCAGAUUUCCUGUGGAAACUGGCACUGCCUGGCUUUGGCAGCAGAUGGCCAGUUCUUCACGUGGGGACAGAACAGCUAUGGUCAGUUGGGCCUGGGGAAAGAGUGUCCCUCCCAAGCAAGUCCACAGCGUGUCAAGUCUCUUGAUGGGAUCCCUUUGGCUCAGGUUGCUGCAGGUGGAGCCCACAGUUUUGCCCUCUCUCUCUCAGGAGCUGUGUUUGGCUGGGGAAAGAACAGCUCAGGACAGCUGGGACUAAGCGAUGAACGAGACCGAGAAUCCCCUUGCCAUGUGAAGCUAUUGCGGUCUCAGAAGGUUGUUUACAUCAGCUGUGGAGAGGAACACACAGCAGUUCUAACAAAGAGUGGAGGGGUGUUCACGUUCGGUGCAGGUUCCUGCGGGCAACUGGGACAUGAUUCCAUGAAUGAUGAAGUGAACCCCCGAAGAGUUCUUGAGCUGAUGGGCAGUGAAGUAUCCCAGAUUGCUUGUGGCAGACAUCACACUUUAGCCUUUGUGCCUUCUUCAGGAAUGAUCUAUGCAUUUGGCUGUGGAACAAGAGGCCAGCUGGGAACUGGGCACACUUGCAACGUUAAGUGUCCCUCUCCGGUGAAGGGUCACUGGGCAGCUCACAAUGGGCAACUCUCAGGGAAACCUGAUGCCUGUAAAUAUCAUAUUGUUAAACAUAUCUUCUCGGGAGGAGACCAAACAUUUGUACUUUGUUCCAAAUAUGAGAAUUCCUUGCCUGCUGAUGAUUUCCGGACCAUAAAUGAAACACGUUACACCUGUUUAAUAAAUGAUGAAACUAUAGAUGUCUGGAGGCAAAAGCUUUUAGAAAAGAACAGUUCUAAUUCUGUCAAUAAUGUUGUUCAGAUACUGUCCUCAGCUGCCUGCUGGAAUGGAAGCUUCUUGGAGAAGAAAAUUGAUGAACAUUUUAAGACCAGUCCAAAGAUCCCAGGGAUUGAUUUGAACUCCACUAGAGUGCUGUUCGAGAAGCUGAUGAACUCGCAACAUUCAAUUCUCCUAGAUCAGAUACUGAAGAGCUUUGAAAGCUUUUUGAUUCCUCAGUUGUCCAGCUCACCACCAGACGUUGAGGCAAUGAGGAUCUAUCUGAUUCUCCCUGAAUUCCCACCCUUCCAAGAUUCAAAGUAUUAUAUCACAUUAACACUUCCUCUGGCAAUGGCUAUUCUGCGCUUGGACACCAAUCCUAGCAAAGUUCUUGAUAACUGGUGGUCUCAAGUGUGUCCAAGAUAUUUCCUCAGGCUAGUGGAUCUCUAUAAAGGUGCAGUGGUUUACCUCCUCAGUGGAAGAAAGACAUUGUUGAUCCCAGUCUUGUUCAGUAGCUACAUCACAGCUGCUCUCAGGCUUUUGGAGAAACUCCACAAGGUAAAUCAGAAAGUUAAACAUAUAGAAUAUGAUAAGUUUUAUAUCCCUGAGAUUUCCAGCUUGGUGGACAUUCAAGAGGACUACCUCAUGUGGUUCUUACAUCAGGCUGGAAUGAAAGUAAGACCAUCUAUCAUGCAAGAUGCUGUGACUCUCUGUUCUUAUCCUUUCAUCUUUGAUGCUCAGGCUAAGACCAAGAUGUUACAGACAGAUGCAGAACUACAGAUGCAGGUGGCAAUAAAUGGUGCAAAUUUGCAAAAUGUUUUUAUGCUUCUCACCCUGGAGCCUCUGCUGGCCAGAAGCCCUUUCCUGGUACUUCAUGUUCGCAGGAGUAAUUUAGUGGGUGAUGCUUUAAGAGAGCUGAGUAUCCAUUCAGACAUUGAUUUGAAAAAGCCUCUUAAGGUCAUCUUCGAUGGUGAGGAAGCUGUUGAUGCUGGAGGGGUGACAAAGGAAUUUUUCCUCCUGUUGCUGAAAGAACUCCUCAACCCCAUCUACGGCAUGUUCACUUACUACCCAGAGUCAAACCUGCUGUGGUUUUCAGACACGUGUUUUGUAGAACACAACUGGUUUCACUUGAUUGGCAUCAUAUGCGGUCUUGCAAUAUACAACUUCACAGUGGUAGACCUUCACUUUCCCUUGGCUCUGUACAAAAAGCUCUUGAAUGUGAAGCCAUGCCUAGAGGAUUUGAAGGAGCUGUCCCCUACAGAAGGAAGGAGUCUUCAGCAGCUUUUAGAUUAUCCUGGGGAAGAUAUAGAGGAGACAUUCUGCUUGAAUUUUACAAUCUGCAGGGAGAGCUAUGGUGUGACAGAGCACAAGAACCUGAUUGAAAACGGUGACAAAAUUCAGGUGCAAAAGGACAAUAGGGAAAAAUUUGUUGAAGCCUAUGUAAAUUACAUCUUCAACUGCUCCGUCCAUGAGUGGUACACAGCUUUCUCCACUGGCUUCCUGAAAGUGUGUGGUGGGAAAGUCCUGGAGCUCUUCCAGCCCACAGAGCUCAGGGCCAUGAUAGUUGGAAACAGCAACUACAACUGGGAGGAACUGGAGGAGAGUGCUGUCUAUAAGGGAGACUACACUGCGACGCACCCAACUGUGAGAAUGUUUUGGGAAACCUUUCAUGCAUUUCCUUUGGAAAAGAAGAAGAAAUUUCUCUUGUUUCUGACGGGCAGUGACCGCAUCCCCAUCUAUGGCAUGUCGAGCCUCCGCAUUGUCAUCCAGUCCACAGCCAACGGGGAGCAGUACCUGCCUGUGGCACACACCUGCUACAACCUCUUGGACCUGCCCAAGUACAGCAGCAAGGAGAUCCUCAGUGCCCGGCUGGUGCAAGCCAUUGAUCACUAUGAGGGCUUCAGCUUAGCUUGAUUGGUGUGGGAGAGGCCCAGACACUUGGGUAUGCGGUGGGCUUGGGUUUAUUUUUGUAUGGGAAGGGAUCGGAGCAUUUUUGGGGGAAAAAUAUUAAGAAUAGAUUUGGACAAUGCAGUCUCAACCUAAUGCUGCCAGUAUUUUGUGAGGCUUUAGCAGGCAGGGACUAUUGCUUUGAAUUUUCUGAUCUGCUGAACAUAAUCAGUUCAGUGAGCUUUUCUGUUGUUUUCCCUCCAGAUUCACAGCAGUGCCCUACCAGCAACUCCUUCUAGUUUGCUUUUAUUGCCCCUUACACACACAUUGACUUCUCAUUUUAGAUCAGUUUAUGUAGUUGGUGUUCCUUGCACUUAGGCUAUGGUGGUAAUUCAGGAUGAAAUAGUGAUCACCUUUUAAAAAAGCUGUGAUUCCCCACACCCUUUUUUUUCCUUCCUUUUUUAAAUGCAAGCUGGUUCUUGCUUACUUGGAGCGAACGUAUCCCCUCUGCACUUUGGUCCUCGGCAGAUGGUACUGGGCUAAGGUGUCACUUGUUAUCCCAGUUAUGGUACGUGCUCUGUCUUUUUGCACCAGUAUAUCUCAUGGAGGAUGUGUUGGUUGCAGGGUUGGCUUGUUAUUCCUCUUCUGUGUCAAACUUUGUUCCCAAGCAACGUCUUCUUAAAGGAUCAUCGGAUUCCUUUGUGUUAAGGCUUGUAGAUGGACAGACUGUACUGUUAACAACAGGUUUCUUGGACUGUGUCUCUCUUGUGUUGUUUUUCUGUCCCCAUGUUAGGCAGGGGGGGCAGAGCCACGUCCAGUGUUUCCAUUCUAUCAGAUGUGUUCUUCAUUACAAGGAGAGCUGGCAGCGAUUAUCACUGCCACCUUUCUCCAGAGGAGUCCUGCGUGUGUGAGGAUGUGUGCAAGCACUCCAAUGUCAUCAGACCAGAGGAAAAGAAAGAAGCAUUAAAUUCCUGUUGGUGUAGUAUCUCUCUUGUUGGAGGCUGGUGUUAUUACUGCAGUUUAUGGUUGGAGUGGAGCCUGUGGCAUCUGUUUGGCAUGUGCUGGGGGGAAGGCUAAAGGACAAUCUGUUAUGAAUUGCAGUGGUAAUGUACAGUAACUGUACAAUAAAAGAUGAGCAGGCAGAAGUGUAAACUGUGUUCUGUAAGGUUGGAGAGCCCCCAUCCUAUUAAUGAUAAGUAAAUGACUACCCCAUUUUUAAGGUAUUGGUGUAAAUCUCAUUUGAAGCCUGAGGUUGUUUUGCAAUUGAAUUGUUCUUAGGACAUACUCUUUAUGCACCAUGUUCGAUAUCUAGUAUUGAACUUUGCACCUUGUAACAAAAGGUUAUAGGUUUUGUCUUGGCAAAUGGAAGAGUGGAGUGCUGGUAAUGUAAUGCAGCAUUGAAGAAAAAUAAAGCAGCAUAUGAAAUGUUGAUAAUGGGUGUUUUUUUCAGAGGGCGGGAGGGAAGGAAAGGAAUGAGGAAGGAAGGAACACCUGCAGAUGUGUAUCUGGAAGUCCAAAGCUAACCUAGGAUUUUGUUAUCCCCUUCUCCAUGCCAGUCUUUCUUACUUUCUUAACAACAGUGCAGAUGGUGGUUUUGGUUUUUGCCACAGGGAAAACAGCAUUUUAGAAAUAGAGAGGAGGCAGCCAGGUGUGUCUUUUUUUCUUUUUUAAUUUACAAUUUUAUUUAACGGAUUCUGUUAUGUUUAGCUUUCAAAGUUCAAAAAUAUAAACUCUCUAAAGUGCAUAACUGUACUUACAUUUCAUAUAAACUAUCUGAAAUUCUAGCAGUAUGCCAUGUAAACAGCGGUAACUAAGCAUCAGAAAAUGCUACAAUCUCAUCAGUUCAAACAAUGCAAUGGACUGUUCCCUACGUAUCAUUUAUCAAGAUUUGUCAGGGGCAAAACUCAGCAAACAUCAUUUAUUGGUACACAGUGCAAACAGGCUUUUAAAAAUAAUCAGAGAAAUCAUACUCCUGGGAAGUGUUGGCCCACUACAACGUGAAUGAGGAGGAAAAAGGGCAGGAACUACACCAAACUUCCCUUCCUGUCACUCACUUUCAAAUGCAGUUUCUAAGCCCAACGGUAACACUCAGCAUAUCAGAUCUGCAGAGGCAGAGCCCCACAUCUCCCUCAUGAUGGACACUCAGUGCCUCCUAAAAGCCACACCCCCGUUCAUCAUACAGACCCUUUCAAACAGGGAAUUCAGCCUUCACUACUUUUCUAUAGGAGCAGGCAGUUCUGCUGUCAGUAGAAAACAGCCCCAGGCUCUCCUAACAGAAGCACAUCAGCCUCUUGUGAGGCAGACUGCCAAAGCAGAGCCCUGGGGAAGGGGGAGGAAGGCGGCCUCCCGAGUAGCUGCGAGGUGCCAAAGAGACCUGCCCUCAGCACCAGCUUUGGCAAGAAUGAACACAGCACAUUGAGGGGGGGUGAGUUUACGUACUGCUCCUCUUUAUGGGCCCUCCUGCCCGCUGAGAGAAGGGAAGUGAGGAGCUCUUCUGUGGGUUCUGCUCCUGUGUGAAGCCUGGCUGUGAUGAGGUGCACUGCACCCAUCCUCAGUUGUUCGGCUCCUGCACUCAGCUCCCCAGGGGACUGAGAUAAAAGACAACAUCUACUUGUGAUACCAGGGCCAAGCCCCAUUAACAAGGGCAUCUUGCCCCAGGUCCAGGGGGAGGGCUGCAGGGCAAUGACUGCCUGCAUGCACUCCUGGAGUGCACAGGGCUGCAGAACUGUCAACUGCUUGCUGUGAUUCUGGACUUACUGCCUUUCACUCCUUCAGGUGGUGAUUGUCCAAUGCAAGAACUGGAAUCCAGUGGCCCAGGACUCUUUUUCAGAUCUGAUAAUGUUUAACUGCCCAACGCUGCACUUGAAACGUACAGCACGAGGCUCCAGGCUUUCACUUCCCUGUAGUAUCCUCUGCCCCAGCAUACAAACUACAGCCAACAAAGCCACAGGGAAGAAAAGAACAUCCUCUGUUGCCACAAAGUAUCCCUGCUUCAGCUCACAUUGUCUGAUGGCACACAUAAAUAACACUCAGGCUAAUGGGUGUGCAUGACAUCCAUGUGGACUUCCAACUUAAGCUCUUGUGCCCAUUAUCAGAAGUGUAUGGGCUGAUGUGGUGGGUCUUCCAGAUGCUUGACAGCUGACACUUAGCUGAGCAGCUACCAAACUCCCAAGGCAUUCUAACUUAAAGCUGUUAAAACCUCUUCCUAGUUGCCCAAAUGUCGUCAUAAUCUCACAGCAUCGCCUUCCAAUGGGAACAAGCAGGCACAGUUGCUGCCCAACUCUUUUGCUUCGCUAUUCCAAACAGAUGUAGGUAUUUUCUUAACUGAAUUGGCAGUCAAAAAAGAAAAGUGGGAAGAAAACCCAACUGAAUCCUGUGCAAAACUGUAACUCAAACCAGUUCUGGGCUAUGACCAGGAUACUCUUCCAACAUGUUAUAAAGCAAUGGAAGUCACUGAACUCCAAACAGUCUGGUCAAAGGUCUGAGCAAAUCUUUACUGUAGCUAUAAGAGAACAAUCUUGGUGCUGUCUGACCUGUGCCAUCACAUGAGAUCAGAUCAGGUCUGGUAAAAUAAAGUGGAAGCUAUUUGAUGAUUUAGUCACUAUUCAUGCUACUUUGCCUCUUGCUAUGAUAUCCUGGAAAAAAAAAAA
Messenger RNA from Phasianus colchicus (ring-necked pheasant), 9778 nucleotides. RefSeq names its product HECT and RLD domain containing E3 ubiquitin protein ligase 3 (gene HERC3). The record is from RefSeq and is a predicted model, not a curated record. Gene Ontology annotation, cellular component: cytoplasm. NCBI's taxonomy places the organism in Eukaryota, Metazoa, Chordata, Aves, Galliformes, Phasianidae. Gene Ontology annotation, biological process: ubiquitin-dependent protein catabolic process; protein ubiquitination. Gene Ontology annotation, molecular function: ubiquitin protein ligase activity.